Messenger RNA from Colossoma macropomum (tambaqui), 1883 nucleotides. It is a transcript of the gene ankrd29, whose product is annotated as ankyrin repeat domain 29. The coding region runs from base 202 to 1098 and encodes 298 amino acids. Lineage: Eukaryota; Metazoa; Chordata; Actinopteri; Characiformes; Serrasalmidae. The transcript has 10 exons. The record is from RefSeq and is a predicted model, not a curated record. Gene Ontology annotation, molecular function: protein binding.
GAGAGAGAGAGCUCAUGUCGUCACACCAUGAGGGCAGCGUAGAGAGGGAGUCGCUCCUCGUCCUGUGCUGCAGUAAGUGUUAGCACCUCUAGGCCUCUUUAAUCCCCGAAUUAUUCUCCUCAAACCUCAGAGAGAACGACUACAGAAAACAGGCUGCAGCGCUUCUGCACAUGCGCGGGAUGAGGCUCGAAUGAACUCAGCAUGUCUUUCAAGAAGGAAACGCCCCUGGCCAAUGCUGUGUUUUGGGCGGCCAGGAAGGGGAACCUAGCCCUUCUUCAGCUUCUGCUCAACAGUGGACGAGUGGACGUCGACUGCAGAGACAGUUAUGGCACAUCAGCCUUGAUGGUGGCUUCCUACAGUGGUCAUUAUGAGUGUGUGAGGGAACUCAUCAUGCAAGGAGCAGACAUCAACCUGCAGAGAGAGACAGGCUCUACUGCCCUGUUCUUUGCAGCACAACAAGGACAUGAUGAAAUCGUUAAGCUUCUGUUUGAGUUUGGCGCCUCCACUGAAUCGCAGACCAAGGAUGGUGGUACAGCCCUGUCUGCAGCCUGCCAGAAUGGACACUGCAAAGUGGUGGAGACUCUGCUGAAGAAUGGAGCCAAUGUUCAUGACCAGCUAAGUGACGGUGCCACACCCCUCUUCUUAGCCUCCCAGGAAGGUCAUGUGACAGUUGUCCGUCAGCUGUUGUCCUCUGGAGCCAAAGUGAACCAGCCUCGCGAGGAUGGCACUGCCCCGCUGUGGAUGGCAGCCCAGAUGGGACACAAUGAGGUUGUGAAAGUUCUGCUGCUCCGUGGUGCAGAUCGGGAUGCCGACAGAAACGACGGCUCCACAGCCCUUUUUAAGGCAGCGCACAAAGGACACUGCAAUGUCAUUGAGGAGCUCCUCAAGUUCAGCCCAUCUUUAGGCCUUCUAAAGAAUGGUUCCACAGCACUUCAUGCUGCAGUUAUGGGUGGAAACCUGAAAACUGUAAAGCUUCUGCUGGAAGCAAGCGCUGACCCUACCUUACGUAACAAGAACAAUGACCUACCGGCAGAUCUUACGAAGAAUGAUCGCAUCCUGAGGAUUCUGCGGCCGCAAAUCUUGAACGGAGGAAGUUGAUGACUGCUGCUCUUGGCUCUUAGUCUUUUACAGUCUUUGGUUUUGUGUCCAAGAAAAAUGCACUACGCUCAGCCAAGAGAGGCCACAAAUGAAAAACAUUUUUAAUGGUGCCUGCUUACAUUUGCAGCCUUAUUCGGAAUGCACAAAACUCAUACAUGCACAAAGCAGCCAAAUUAUUCUUUGUCCUGAGGAUAGGUGGUUAAUUACAAAGUUUAAAUCCACUGGAUGCAGCUUUAAUCAACAAAUCUGGUUCCUCUGCUGAAUAUAGAUGAGGUGGGUGCAGUGAGUGAAACUGCAAACGUCCCUUCUGUGCUGAAAAAUAAGAGCCCUGAUUUUUCACCCCACAUGUCUGUUAAAGUUGCGCUUUUUUGUUGCAGUAUUAAUGUUAAUCUCCAUUUACAGGAAUAUACAACACUGAGAUCCCUUAUGGCAGUGGUUUAAUUUACGCCUCCGAACCUGUGUUUGUUGGUUGAGUCUGCUAACCAUGUUCCUCUUGACAAAGACUCACUCAGCCCAGAGUUUUACCCAGCCUAGAAGAAGCUUGUAACCAUGUGAGCAUAAAGAUGUUGAAUGUUUAGGUUUUUUUGGUGACUUUCUUCUGAGACGCAAUUGCGAUGUUACAUAAUUUUCUCCAGAAUUAUUUGAUUACUGGUGCUUUAAUACUUGCAAAAAAAGUAUUUUGCGAUAUGUAUCCUGGUUUUGUUUAAAAUGUUUCCGUGAAGGUGUGUCGAGCUGAAUAUUUGUGAAAUGUAAUAUAAUGUAAUAAAAUGUGUUUUUAAAGUGGG